Messenger RNA from Peromyscus californicus insignis, 7077 nucleotides. RefSeq names its product serine protease FAM111A-like. The record is from RefSeq and is a predicted model, not a curated record. Bases 593 to 2332 code for a protein of 579 amino acids. NCBI's taxonomy places the organism in Eukaryota, Metazoa, Chordata, Mammalia, Rodentia, Cricetidae. The transcript is spliced from 5 exons.
GCCCAGUCAAAGCUAUUCCGGUCCUCCCCACUGGAGGAAAUUCUAGCCACAGAAAUGAAACCUGAAGAGUAGAACUGACUUUGACCCAUUAUGCAGCCUGGUUGGUCACACCGUGGAUCAAGUAACAUUGGGAUUGGAGGGCUAUGUCGAGGUCGGAGGAGAGGGUUCGGAUAGGAGUGGAGCUGACUGGCGCCCAUAAAUCCCUUCGUACUGGCUGGUGAUUGGCUCCGGAGAGGCUGUUUGUUCCACGUCACAUGCUGCUAUCUGUGUCCCUUGGACAGGAAGCAUUAGGCGCGCUUUCCUUCUGUUAGAGAACCAUUUCUGUGACUGGAGGAAACUAUCCUGUUGCGGUGACAGGAGUGAGUGACUGGUUUCUGGGAAGCCACACUGAAUAUUAUCAACCUCCGGCUAGAACCAGUGUUUCUCUGUUUCUCCAGCCUCUGUACAGGUACUCUCAGUCCCUAAAGGUGUAAGAGGCAUAUCUCACAGAAGGUCUUAGUUGAAGCAAGGAAAAAUAUGGAAAUCCUGCACUGUUUUUCUCAGGUGUAAGAGGCAUAUCUCACAGAAGGUCCUAGUUGAAGCAAGGAAAAAUAUGGAAAUCCUACACUGUUUUUCUCAGGUCCCCAAAGAACAGAAUGAGCCCAUAAUUUCUCAAAUGAAAAUGGAAUAUAGAAAAAGACCAAAGGAGGUGACCAACAAGCAAGACCAAGGAUCACACUGGGAACAAAAAACUCCACAAGAUGAGAACCCUCCCCCAAAGAAGAUCAUUAUCAUCACCUUCGGCACACACCAGGCAACAUUUGAAGUCAUAGAUGGGGAGACAGGUAGUUUAUAUGAGGCAGUCAACACCCUCGACCCUGUCAAAAGAGAGACAGAAAGACAGCCAGGCAAAGAAAUGCUGGUGUAUGGCAAAGGAGGAAUAGAAGGGUACAUAAACCUUGGCAUGCCCCUCCGCUGUUUUCCGGAAGGCAGCCAUGUGGUCAUUACCUUUUCCAAAACUGAAAGUGAGGAGAAAGAAGAUAAUAAAGUGUGUGGUCGCUUUGACCAGUCAUCUGCUGAGUGUGUUGUAUUUUACAUUCAUGCAGUCGGGAAUAGGGAGCAAAGGAUCCUGAGGUGCAGGGAACUUGACAAGGAGGGGACCAAAGUCUGUGUGUAUGGCUUCCAAGGAGAGACCAUCAAGGCCACUCUGAGGAAGGAUGGCAGGUUUCAUUCCUUUGUGGAGAGUGACCAUUGGAAACUCAUUCACAAUGAUACCACCAUAGCAAACACCCAGCCGGUUGAUGUGUUACAGGGCAAGCUCUUUCAGAUUGAGGUUGAAAGAAAGAAAAGCCCUUGGGCAGUAGCAGCACCUCAGAAUUCUGAGUUAGAGGACAGAAACUUCAGUGAGUUAAAAGGAUACAUUGUGAAUUUGUACCCCACACUGAAAAGAGAACGGGAAAAACUGAGAGCAUACAUCAAGGAAGAAAGUGAGAAAGGAAAGAAAACUAAUUUAUUCAAAGCACAUAGAGCAAACUUCAGGAAGCUGACUCAAAACUCCACCCCAGGUAAAGUCUUCAAACUUCUUUCACAGCUCAGUGACUCAGUUGGGCUCCUAGUUUGGCACAACAAUGGAAACAGGGGUAGUGCCACAUGCUUUGUUUUUAAAGGGUUGUACAUUUUCACCUGUCGACAUGUAAUAAAUGACAUUGUAGGGGAUGGUGUAGAGCCAAGUCAGUGGGCAGAUAUACUUAGUCAAUGUGUAAGAGUGACAUUUGAAUAUCAAGUGUUCCCCAUAAAAGAAGACAGCUAUUGCUCUGUUGAACCUUGGUUUGAGGUGUCUGAUGUAACUCUUGAUUAUGCUGUCCUGAAACUGAAAGAAAGUGGACGGCAUUUUCCUACAGGACUCUGUAAUGGAACACCUUCUGAAUUACUUAGUGGGUUUGUGUAUAUGAUUGGUCAUCCAGAUGGAAAGUAUAAGGUUGUUGAUGGUUGUACUCUGGUUCCUGAAAAUGAGCAAAGGAAAAGUGAGGGCAUUCAGGGAAAAGGAGCAGUGGGUGGCAGUUAUCCCAUGCAGUUUAUCUAUAUGUAUACCCAAAGAAGUUUCCAGAAGAACAUCCAUGAACCUCGUGUGGUUACCUGGGAUAACACUUUUUAUUGUGGGUCUUCUGGAUCUCCUAUAUUUGAUGCUAGAGGAUCACUGGUAGCCAUGCACACUGCUGGCUUCAUUUGUGAGUAUGCAAGUGGGUUUUCCAGUGUCAUUGAAUUGGGCUCCUCAAUGAAACACAUCCUUGAUGAUAUUAAGGAAAACCAUGAAACAUGGUACAAUGAAAUUUGUGUAUUCAAAGGGCUGUAGAAAUACUGCGUCUAGAAGCCUGAGGACUAUAGAGAAUUCGGUCAGUUUCCUGUCUUUAAGGCAGUUGCCUGUGCAUUGUUUUUCUGUAGGCAAUGAAAAUAUUUUUUAAACUUUUAAAUGUUGAGUUUAUUUCAUAGACAAUUGAUGUUUUACUCUAUUUCCUAUAUAUACCAUGCGUUUUUAAUUGAAAAUAAUUAUUUAUUCAUUUUAAUACCAAACACAGAUUCCCCUCUCAUCCCUCCUCCCUUCCGCUACUCCUGCCUUCUCACAUUCCCUUGUCCAUUCUCACAUUUCGUCCCCUCCUCCAACAGGGGAAGUUCUCCCAUCAGGGGACACCUAAGCCUGAUACAUUCAGUUGAGGCAGGACCUAGCCCCCAACCACUACAUCAGGGUGAGCAAGGUGUCUGACCAUAGGCAAUGGGAUCCCAAAAGCCAGCUCUUAUACCAGGGAUAAAUCCUGAUCACAUUGCUGGGGCCCCUCAAACAAGCCCAGCUACACAAUGCCUUCUGUAUGCAGAGGUUCUAGUCCACUUCCAUGCAGGUUCCACAACUAUCGAUCUAAAGUUCGUGAGUUCCUUUGAGCUUGGUUCAAUUGUCUCUGUAGAUUUCCCCAUCAUGAUCUUGACCACUCUUGCUCAUUUAAUCCCUCUUCUCUCUCUUCAACUGGACUCCUGGAGCUCGGCCUGGUGCUUGGUUGUGGAUCUCUGCAUCUGCUUUCAUCAGUUCCUGGAUGAAGGUUCUAUGAUGACAGAGUAUUCACCAAUAUGAUUACCAGGGUAGGCCAGUUCAGGCACCUUCGCCACUAUUGCUAGUAGUCUAAUCUGAAGUCAUCCUGGUGGAUUCCCAGGCAUUUCCCGAGAACCAUGCUUCUCCCUUUCCCCAUAAUGUCUCCCUCUAUCAAGAUAUCUCUUUCAUUGCUCUCUCACUCCAUCCCUCCCCCAGCUUGACCAUCCCAUUCCCUCAUGUUCUCAUCCCCCAUCCCGUUUCCUAUAUAUACCACCAUUUUUAAUAGAUAAUAAUUUUUGUGCAAUAUGUUCUGAUGAUUUCUCUUCCUCCAACUCCUCCCAGAUUCUCUCCACUUUCCCACCCACUCAAAUCUACACCACAAUUUUUUCUCUCUCUUAUUGGAAAACAAACAGGCAUCUAAAAAGAUAAAAUAAAAUGAAACACAACCAAACAGGAUAGGACCAAACAACCAGAAAAAGAGAGACAAAGAAAAAGCACAAGAAACACAUACAGAGGCAGAGGCACUCAUAUUCACACACAAAGAAAUAUUGUAAAAGUAUAAGUCAGCUAACACCCACCUAUAAGCAAAUACGUACCAUAUUUGUCUCUUUGGGUCUGGGUUACCUCACUAGGAUGAUUUGUUCUAGCUCUAUUCAUUUACCUGUAAGUGUCAUAAUUUGAGGGGUUUUUUAAACAGCUCAGUAAUAUUCCAUUGUGUAAAUAUAGCAUUUUUUCCUCCACUCACUUGUUGAUGGACAUCUGAGCUGUUUCCACCUGAACAUGGUUGAUCAAGUGCUUCUGUAGUAGGAUAUACAGUCCUUUAGGUAUAUGCCCAGGAGUGGAAUGGCCAGAUCCUGAGGUAGGCCUAUUCCCAGCUUCCUGAGGAACCUCCACCAAGUUUUUCCACAGUGCUUGUACAAGUUUGCAUGUCAGCCAGCAGUGAAUGAGUGUUUCCCUUACACCACAUUCUCAAUAGAAUGAGCUGUCACAUUUUUAAUUGAACUUGGCCAUUGGGACUGGUAUAAGAUGAAAUCUCAAAGUAGUUUUGGUUUGCUUUUCCCUGAUGACUAAGGAUGUUGGCCAUUUGUAUUUCAUCUUUUGAGAAAUCCCCAUUUAUAUCUGUACUGUUUUUAAAUGGGUUCUUUUUCUUGAUGUAAAUGGUUUUUGUCUUUUUUUAGCAUACACACACACACACACACACACACACAUAUAAUUUUUAUAAGCUUUCAAGUUCAGUGAGAUCUCACUUUUUAUUAUUCUUAGUGCCUGUGCUAUUAACAUUCUGUUCAGGAAAUUUUUUCCUGUUCUAAUGAGUUCAAGAGUUUUCCCCUCUUUCUUUUCUAUUAGAUUCAGGGUCUCUAGCUUUAUGUUAUUCAGGGUCUCUAGUUUUAUGUUGAGGUGUUCGAUCCAUUUGUAGUUGAGUUUUCUUCACGGUGAUAAAUAUGGAUCUAUUUGCAUCCUUCUACUUACAGACAUCCAUAUGACUAGCAGUAUUUGCUGACAAUGCUGUGUUUUCUCCAGUGUGUAUUAAUAGCUUAUCUAUAAAAAACCAGGUACCCAUGAGUGUGUGGGCCUAAAUCUAAGUCUUCAAUUCUAUUCCAUUGAUUUACAUGCCUGUUUUUAUGCCAAUAUCAUGCCAUUUUUAUUAUUAUAGCUCUGUAGUAUACUUUGAGGUCAGGCUUGGUGAUAUCUUCAGAAUUUCUUUUAUUAUUCAGGAUUGUUUAAGCUUUCCUGUUUUUUUUUUCUUUCCAUAUGAAGCUGAAACUUGUUCCCUAAAUUGCUUUUGGUCAUACUAUUUUUGUUUGUUUGUUUGAUCACAGAGACAGAAUGGAAACUAAUUAGAACACACAGACAUUCAACUCUGGCGUAAACUCAUCAGCAGUGUUGUUCUGCUUAGUUCUGGGCUAACCUAGCUGAUUACUCCACAAAGGUAUCUGUCUCUAACCUUCAGUUGCUUACAGGGUUCUAAAGUCUUCACCUUCAGAUGGUCAGAGGCAACAAUGGAGAUUUAGUAAAGAAAGAAAACUUGGCAGUAAGAUGAUGAGACAUUGAUUACUUUUGAAUGUUUUUAUCAAUUCUUUGAGAAUUCCAUGCAGUUUAUGUUGACCACAUUCAUUCCUACUUGUUCCAGAUCCACCCCCACCUUUCUACCUACCCAAUUCUGUGUCCCUUCUCUUUCACAUUUAAUAGUCCAUGGAUUCCCAGCCACUCUGUCCAUGUGAUUCUAAAUGUAGGCCGCCCACUGGAGUGUGGUCUACCUACCAAAGCCUCACCCUUAAAGGAACCUGGCCCUUCCUCCCCUAGAAGUCAUGGAGUGUACACAGCUUCACAGGAGGAAUUGGGGCAGAGGUCAGUUAAUUCUAUUUCUGAGAGAUUCCUGGGUUUACUUAGUAAUGACACCUGUCUUAGUUAGGGUUCCUCUUGCUGUGAUAAAACACCAUGAGCAAAAACAACUAGGGGCGGCAGGGUUUAUUUCAGCUGAUAACUUGUAGUCCAUCAGUCAGGAAAGUCAGGGCAGGAACCUGGAGGCGAGAACUGCAGCAGAAGCCUGGAGGGAAUGUUGCUUACUGGCUUGUUCUCAAAGUUGCUCAGUUUGCUUUCUUAUAUAACUCAGAACUGCUUGCCCAAAGGUGGCACUACCUGCAAUGGCCUGGGUCCUCCGGCACCAAUAGCUGAUUAAGAAACAGCACCACAAGCUUGCCUACAUGCCAAACUCGUGGGGACAUUCUCUCAGGCGAGCUUCCCUCUUCCCACAGGACUCGAGCUCGUAUCAAGAGACAAAGCACCAGCCAGCACACCACCUUUUUAGACCAUGAGAAAGGUCUGUGUCUGCAGUGUUGUGUUGCCCUAAUGCUUAGCUCCUUACCUGCCAUUUUCAUGGCUUAGUCACACUGGUCUCUGGAGACGCAGGCUGUGUCUUGUUUGUGGUGUGUCUCCAUUGCCUAGUGUAGUUUUAAUGCAUACAGAGGUAGUACACAGCAAAUAAUUCACUAGAUGAGUCCUGGAAGUACAAUAAUAUUCUCUGAAACAGAGACAUAUCUACAUGUGCAUAAAUGCUCUUUAUGCAUAGACACAAAACACAGUGAAUACACACAUGUGUUAAUUUGUACCUGAAUGGGAAAUACCAUAUCAACUAGAUAAUAUGUCUGCACAGUUUUUUUCUGUUGUUGUUGGUUUGUUUGUUUUCAGUUUUAUUUGUUUUUCUGUGUAUGGGUAUUUUGCCUGCACGUAAGUCCAUGCACCACAUGUGUACCUGGUGUCCAUAAAAGCCAAAACAGGGCAUCGGAUCUUCUGGCACUGGUGUUCCAGACAGUUGUGAGCUAUCAUGUAGGUCCUGGGAAUUGAACCCAGGUCCUCUUGAAGAGCAGGCAGUGCUCUUAACCACUGGGCUACAUCUCCAGCCCAAAUUUCUUCUGCUUUUAAUCUUAUACAUGUCAUUUCUUUCUAAGCGUGCUUGAAUCAGGUCCUCUUCCCAACAAGGGGAGAUUCUUCACACAUUUAGAGCAAAAUCAAUCAAAUUUUACUAAAUUUUCUUGUCAGGGCACACAUACAUUCUUUCCUUUGAUGCCUUGUGUUUCCUAAAUGACUUUGUAAAUUUGCGUAGCUUAAGGUUCACUGUGCACUGUAGUUUCUACAGGAUUUAGCAAGUGUGUAAUGUCAUACAUUGGUCCUUAGAUUGCCACACAGAAGUUGGGCUGCCCUAAAAGCCUGUGAUUUGUGUCUUUGUCUCAUCUCUCCCUCAGAACCAAUGUAAAUCAAAGAUUUAUUAUGCUCACACUUUCAUCUAUUAUUCCAGACUGCCACAUUAUACAGAAUCAUGUACUAUCAGGUGCUGUUGGGACUGACUCAUAAGCCAUUAAAGUUUCUUCUGUAUUUUGUGGUUUUAUAGCUCAUUUCUGUUUGUCAUUGAUUAAUGUUGGAUGGAUUUAUCACACUUAAAAAUAUGUAUUCACCUUUUGAAAUCCCAUAGUUGCUUCCAGUUGCUGUGAUUAUUAAUAAAAAGCCUAAAGACCUCUGUA